This is a messenger RNA of Alternaria novae-zelandiae, 2124 nucleotides long. RefSeq lists its product as uncharacterized. The coding region runs from base 1 to 2124 and encodes 707 amino acids. The transcript is spliced from 4 exons. NCBI's taxonomy places the organism in Eukaryota, Fungi, Ascomycota, Dothideomycetes, Pleosporales, Pleosporaceae. The record is from RefSeq and is a predicted model, not a curated record.
AUGGAAUCAUGGGCCGACCAUUUCCCUCAGCUCGAGGUCCGAUCGCACUUCAACUUAACUCUCAACACGUCAGCUGUUCGCCAAGUUCCCUGGACGCAAUCAAACACGACGAGAACUCUCAUCGCGAGUCUACAGCUUCAACAGGUACAAACGCUUCGGACGACACAUCUUACCCUUGGAGCUUUCAGCCUUGCCUUGACCUUGUUGACGGUUCAUCGGAUCGUGUCGGAUGCGCGACGAGCUGCAGCUCUUCAGGUUCUCCCAAGAAAGAAGAGAUUCAAUGCUCUUCACAAUGUCCACCCUGCCGAAACCUUUCCGCUUGCGUUGGCCUGCGGUGCCGUUCUACAACAAAUUAUCUUCGUAUCAGUGCAGGGCACUACACUUCAUAGCGUGUUCUCUAGAAGUUGCCGCGGACUUGCGAUGGUCACAUUUCCUGCUAUCUUUCUGAUCGGAUUCAUUACCUUGGUCUUCGGUAUCGAGGUAGCAGUCAGGGCCUACAAACAAGACCGAUUCGCCCCACGCGGCAAGUGGAACACGAUAAUCUGUAUCGCCGUUGUAUCGUUCAUGCUUCUUCUCUCCUGGAUGCCGACUGUUGCCUGGCCGUCUCCGAACACUUGCUUUGGCGGGCUUAUCUGGUUCCCCAUGCGGUACGAUCUUCUGAUGCUGAUCUUCCUUUCAAUUCUUGUUUUUCUGCUGCUCAUGGUAGCCGCUAUGAUCAGUAUUCAGCUGAUGAGAACGCCUGACCUGGACCAUAAUGAGCGAAUCUCAGCUUCACGUAUGACUUACUUCUUGAUCGUUACCGCACUAAUCUACACUCUCGUCAUCCCUGUGGAAGUACAAUCUCUUCGUCGAGAAUUCAUGGAAGCAUUAGCCGCUUCUCGAGUCGCUGAAAUCUCGCUGUUCUCGUCAGGAAUGGUCAUCACGUUCUUCCACCUCUUUCUCCGUACGAAUGCGACACGAAUGGUCAUUCGUCCCAUCGAAGAACUCAAGGCGCCCGCGAAACAACAACGACCGAAGAUCCGUUUCUUCGGUCCUAGCGAUUUGGAGAUGCAGAUCAGUGGCCCGAUGGCAUUGCAGACAACUCAGCGUUUACACAGUCAACAGGGUCUGAUCGAUGUUGGGCCAGAAAAGAACCGUGGUGACUUUGAUCCCCAGUACUUUGAACGACCAGAGCGGGCUUUGACACCGGCAUCGACCAAACCUGGAAGCCCUAUCGAUCCUACAAAGUGGCCUCUUCCACCUGCUCUCGACUACGAAACUACGAAACACGAGCGCAAGCAAAGCCAAAGCUAUUCCUUGUUUCCCACACGCGCUGAGGAGGUACCUCGUCUUCCACCAACCGUUUACGAUCCAAAGGCUACGUCAGACGGUUCCUCUGUUUCCAAGCUUGCCCUGCGACGAUUUACUCGACGCGGCUCGGUCACGAAUGUCGGCGACGCUUGGGACUUUUUGAGCAAGCCCAAACUACCGUUUGCAGAACGGCACCAACGCAUGCAAAGUACCGAUAGCAGUGCAACCGUCCAAAUUGGUCUCCGCUUCUCAGUUGCGCCUGCCACGCUUGCAGCAGCUAAGUGCACACGGCUUGAACGAGAUACCCCUCCGUUGAAGCGAGGUGCUACCGACAGCAGUGAUGCUUCGUUGGCUCUUCCGAUCCAGAAGCCUUCUACGACCAGCACAUCGCCAUCGCAGGAGAUGCUUAGCUCCAGCGUAUUCUCCCCUCCUCCCCCGCGUGGUGAGUCGCCAACACGACCCAGAGCGAACAGCCCAGCGCGGACUCCACCUUUCCCCAUCACACCGGCAGGUCAAUCCAGCGCUUACCUCCAGGCCCAACGCGAGAAGGUGCUACCCUCCCCACCCCCGAAGUCGCCAGCCUCCCCUCAACCCUCUGCUACUCCGGCAAAGCCUGCUGUCCCCGAACCUGCCUGCAUCAGCGGACUGCGCAUGAACCCUGUGACACUCGUUACAGCAGUUGGUUCACCUACAACAUCAUCGCAGCCAGGCACACCUGCGUCAGUCAACAACCUCACGCGAACGAACAGUGGCCAUGCCGCUCCGUCACCUACAGCCCGUAUUCCACUUGGCGCGGGCACGAUGCAACGGACGCCACGCAACGGCUGGAUCUAA